AUGGUCAUUUUUUGCUCAGAUCUACUCCACGAGGAAUUCCGGAGCAACCCGAAGUUCGCCGCGGACACUCAAUCACCCACCGGAGUUGUAGCCAGAGAUAAUCGCACUACAUCUUAUUAUUUCAGGAGGAGAUAUAAGUUACCAAACCUAGAGUCUCUUCCCGAUGAGUUGUUAUUGGGCAUCCUUGUUCGUCUCCCAGCUCAUGUUAUUCAAGACUCUGUAGGUCUUGUUUGCCCCAAGUGGUACCGUUUGACCCGUACACGUGACUUCAUUCACGAGCACUUUCAGCGUGCAACCUCCGGGCUCAUCUUGCACUCUAUGAUGUUCCCUGAAGAAAUUAUUUUUAUCUCCAUGAAGGAGGGCCGGGUCGAAAAAUUCAGGUUCCGCAAGGAAUAUUACUGCAAUAUUUGGUCCAGCUGUAAUGGUCUGGUUUUUGGAAUCUCAAGUCAUAUCAAGUCUGACUUGUGCAUCUUCAAUCCUGCAACCAACCAACACUAUGACCUCCCUCCUAUUUACAACAGAAUUUGUUCAAUUUUUUUUUCUUGUUUAGCAUUUGCAGCGGCCUCUAAGGAGUACAAAGUGGUCCUAUGUCAUCAGGAGAUAGAAAUUGUCUACUGCGCCAUAGUAACUGUUGGGGUCGAUACCUCUUGGAGGCACGUGCCUGUCCAACACUUGUCUGAAACGAGCAGGACAGUGCUAUGCAAGGAAUUUCCAUGGACGACCCAAGGUUUUGUGCAUUGGAUCAAAGAUGGGUUUGAUACUAUGCUGACUCUGAAUGUGGAGAUUGAAACUAUAUCCGAGUCGCAGGUUCCACUUCCUCUAGCUCAUAGAGGGAAGAGAAAGUUUUAUCUGCCGACAGAAAGGUAUCUAACUGUAUUGGUUGCCCUUGGGAAAUACUCGUGGGAUGUUUGGCAGAUGGAAUCAGAAACUGGGGAGUGGCUCAAGGUAUUCAGCAUUGAUUUGGAGGAUGAAAAGUGGAGGUUCGAUUGGUUUUCACGAGAUUGCGAUGAAAAUUACAUCCGACCGGUUGGUUGGAUAGAUUACCCAGAUGUGCUUGUCUUUAAUCCUCCGCCCGGAAAUCGCAGUUGCAUCGUGUACAAGGUUCGUACGCGCGAAAUUGACUCGUUCGAGUUAUCAACAUUGGGUGGAUUUUAUAUCUUUAGAUUCCACAAGAGUAGUCUUUUGUCGGUUGGCUGA
Molecule: messenger RNA, 1197 nt
Organism: Striga hermonthica
Lineage: Eukaryota; Viridiplantae; Streptophyta; Magnoliopsida; Lamiales; Orobanchaceae
Source: the annotation of a GenBank genome assembly